This is a messenger RNA of Camelina sativa (false flax), 1011 nucleotides long. The record is from RefSeq and is a predicted model, not a curated record. NCBI's taxonomy places the organism in Eukaryota, Viridiplantae, Streptophyta, Magnoliopsida, Brassicales, Brassicaceae.
CGUUCCCAUGCUCUAAAUGUCUCCGUCCCCGGCGAGGGUCAUAACCGUCAUUCCACUAUAUUUCAAUUGAUCCCAUGCUCUAAAUGUCUCCGUCCCCGGCGAGGGUCAUAACCGUCAUUCCACUAUAUUUCAAUUGUCAGAAACAGAAGACUUUGACUGAUGGUUUUGCUUCCACUGCCUGCCAAAUAAGGUUUGGAAUAAUUUAUUUAACAGCGUAAUGUACUUAAUUUCAUGCAAACCUCUGAACAAUGAUGGCUGUCUUCUCUUCCACUCAAUCGCAUCAACUGUUCUUAAAUUUCCGGGGAGAGGAAUUGCGUUAUAGCUUCGUGAGCCACCUUAUUGAUGCUUUCGAAAGGAAUGGGAUAAACAUCUUCGUAGACAGAUACGAGCUGAGAGGCAAAGACCUUAAAAAUCUAUUUGUAAGGCUUCAAGAGUCGAAGAUCGCGCUGGCCAUCUUCUCUACCAGGUAUGCAGAGUCGCCGUGGUGUAUGGAUGAGUUGGUUACUAUGAAGAAACUUGCGGAUCAAGGAAAGCUCCUAGUCAUUCCAAUCUUCUACAACGUAGAGCCAGAAGACAUCAGAAAACAGACAGGUGAGUUUGGUGAAAAAUUCUGGACUCUCGCUAAAAGAUCUACUGGAGAUGAGAUAAAGAAAUGGAAAGAAGCCUUGGAAUGUAUUUCCGACAAGAUGGGUUUGUCAUUGGGAGACAAGAGAUCUGAAGCCGAUUUUAUCAAGGAGAUUGUCAAGGAAGUUCAGAGAGUUAUAGCAGCAAUUGGAACUGAGGACGAAGUGAAUCAUUUUGGGGAAAAAAACAAAAAGAAUCGCAAAUGCAAUUUCCCACGUGAGAUUACCGUUUUCAAGAGGAUCAAAACCAAAAAGAUAAAGUUUUGAUGUAAUUAUUAGUGUUCUGCAAUUAUGUCUGGAUAGUGUGAGUCUUUUAUCUAUUAAAGGUUCUAUUUUUUCUUCUCUAUGCUGCUGUUUAAAUUCAGAUCGAUCUUGGGAAUACCUGUGA